Messenger RNA from Strongylocentrotus purpuratus (purple sea urchin), 1032 nucleotides. RefSeq lists its product as uncharacterized. The transcript is spliced from 7 exons. Lineage: Eukaryota; Metazoa; Echinodermata; Echinoidea; Camarodonta; Strongylocentrotidae. Bases 1 to 1032 code for a protein of 343 amino acids. The record is from RefSeq and is a predicted model, not a curated record.
AUGGGAGGAAAAGCAUCAAAAAAGCGAAGUGCGGGAUCUACCCACCAUCAACAGUCGGGGGGCGCUCCCGUGGUGGAACCGUUAGCGUCGGGUGAUCAAAGCCAAGCUGGGCAGUCCACCGAGCGAGAGAGAGUUGAUUCAAACAUGCGUGAAGAUUACACUGAGAGUUCCGAAGCUGCUAUUUCUUCGACGCAGGCGAAACAGAAAGAAGUGGUCGAGGCGAGUAACGAACACGAGGAAGCCGCGGUUAUAACCGCAACAGAGAAGAAGACGCCCUGUGAACCUCAUGAUGGUGAAGAGAUGAUCGAAUCUUCACAUGGGCUUGCGUUUCGGAAGAUCUUUGUUCAGUAUAUUCCUGGUAAAUCUCAUGCUCUCACGGAGUUUGGAGCACUUCUUUAUUCUAGUCAGGGUGGUCAUGAGUUCAGGACCCUAGAUGGCACCGGACUGGCAAGAACUGUUGGGUUGAGAAACUGUGAUGAACUACUAAGCAUCAAUAACCUGCAGUCAGACAUAAGCCGUGCUAACCAGCUAGCAGUUCUAGAAUGUUUCUCAGAUAUUGGCACUCAGAUUGGUUUGGUUAUUAAGAGGAAACAGGAGGAAACGUGGCUGUUUGCUUUUCAUCUCAACGAAAAGGGUAACCGGCCAGUUGUGGAAAACAUAUUCAGCAAACAAUUACCUAGCGAAAGAUUGAAGAACUCGUGCACACCAGUCAUUCCCAGGAAGAGUGCUUUCAGAGUGAAUCUUGUCUAUUCCUAUGAUUCUUCCCUUCAAGUGCAAAUGAUACUUCCACAAAAACAAGACAGAUUCAUGGAGAUCGACAACGACAAGGCGACCUACGUUCUAUGUAAAAAGACCGUGACUAUCAAUAAAUACGAACGGAUAUACGAUAGUGAAGUUGAUGGUACUCCAGUCUCCAUCUCAACACCAGAAUCGUCCGAUGAUAGUCCGAUGUGCAUUGAGGCUGACGAUGAUGGUUCUCUUAGCGUAGUCCUCAUCUGCAAUACUUUGGCCGAGGAUUGUUGCACUCUCUGA